Messenger RNA from Rangifer tarandus platyrhynchus (Svalbard reindeer), 954 nucleotides. NCBI's taxonomy places the organism in Eukaryota, Metazoa, Chordata, Mammalia, Artiodactyla, Cervidae. The record is from the annotation of a GenBank genome assembly.
AUGCCUGUCAACAGCACUGCUGUGCUCUUGGCCAGCGUUACCUAUAUCACUGUGGAGAUUCUCAUCGGGCUCUGCGCCAUAGUGGGCAAUGUGCUGGUCAUCUGGGUGGUCAAACUGAACCCUAGCCUGCAGACCACCACCUUCUAUUUCAUUGUCUCCCUAGCCCUGGCUGACAUUGCUGUUGGGGUGCUGGUUAUGCCUUUGGCCAUUGUCAUCAGCCUGGGUGUCACAAUCCACUUUUAUAGCUGCCUUCUCAUGACCUGCUUGCUGCUGAUCUUCACCCACGCAUCCAUCAUGUCCUUGCUAGCCAUUGCUGUGGACCGAUACCUGCGGGUCAAGCUCACAGUCAGAUACAGGAGAGUCACCACGCAAAGAAGAAUAUGGUUGGCUCUGGGCCUUUGCUGGCUGGUGUCAUUCCUGGUGGGAUUGACUCCCAUGUUUGGCUGGAACAUGAAACUGACCUCAGCGAACAAAAAUCUCACCUUCCUACCCUGCCAAUUCCGUUCGGUCAUGAGGAUGGAUUACAUGGUCUACUUCAGUUUCUUCAUUUGGAUUUUCAUUCCCCUGGUUGUCAUGUGUGCCAUCUACUUUGAUAUCUUCUACAUCAUCCGGAACCGACUCAGUCAGAACUUUUCUGGCUCCAAAGAGACAGGUGCAUUUUAUGGGCGGGAGUUCAAGACAGCCAAGUCUCUGUUACUGGUUCUUUUCUUGUUUGCUUUGUCCUGGCUGCCUUUGUCCAUCAUCAACUGCAUCAUCUACUUUAAUGGUGAAGUGCCACAAACUGUGCUGUAUUUGGGCAUCCUGCUGUCCCACGCUAACUCCAUGAUGAACCCUAUUGUCUAUGCUUAUAAAAUAAAGAAGUUCAAGGAAACCUAUCUCUUGAUCCUCAAAGCUUGUGUGAUCUGCCAGCCCUCUAAGUCCAUGGACUCAAGCAUUGAGCAGACUUCUGAGUAG